UUGCCCUGGGAGUGAGCUGAAAGGGGUUCCCUUGAACAAAGGGUCCCAGGCAGCAUUCCAGGCUCCAGGCGCGUCCGGAGACUUUUCAUUCUUUGUUUGAAAGGGCAGUGGUGCCGUUCCCAUCCGAGCGAUGCCUGACGGAGCCGGUGCCGCCGGCAGCGAGGAGCAGCUGAUCGGCUUUCAAAUCACCUUCAAACCUCGAUUUCCUUAACAUGAUCCCUCCAUCAGCGCGGUCCCCGGGGCACAGCCGCGGGGCUUUGCCGGCAGGAGAAUAAACAGGAAUACCCCGGCCACGACGCGGGGACCCAAAAUCCACCUUCCCCAGCACUCCAGGACUUUUUAGGGUCGAGCAACAGCUUUGCACGACCUCACCCCAUCUGCUCGCCGCGAUUCGCCUCCAAUCCAGGCGGGAUAAUCCCCUCCUUGGAGCAUCCCUGGAGCCGCCUUGCAGCAUCCCCGCGGCGCCGGCUGCCGCGGAAGGGAUGAAGACGCUAUGGCCAAGCUUUUGCUAAAACUCCAGCGGUAUUUUCGGCGCAAACCCGUGCGUUUCUUCACGCUGCUGGCUCUCUACCUGGCGGCCGGCAGCUUGGUUUUCCUGCAUUCCGGCUUUUCGGGGGAGCCCAGGGUGGCGGGGAGCCCCCGCAGCCCCGCGGCCGCAGAGGGGCCGGGGCUGCAGUACCUGGGGGUGAUGCAGCUCGGCCGCGGCUUCAAGGCGGCAGUGACGAUACCGGCGGGGGGCCGGCGACACGGGCCCUGGUUCAGAAACACCUCCAGGGAGCCGUCGGACAGGGGAAAACCCCGGGAUAACAGCGGCCCCCGGAGCCGGGCGCUCAGAGGCAGGAGCGGCCGAGAGAAGGAGGAGGACAGAGCCCGGUACAUUGGCUGCUACGAGGACAACACCCGGCAGAGGACCCUGCGCGGAAUGUCCUUCUUCGACUACAAGAAGAUGACGGUGUUCCGUUGCCAGGACAACUGUGCCGAGCGGGGGUACCUGUACGCGGGGCUGGAAUUCGGGGCCGAGUGCUACUGCGGGCACAAGAUCCAGGCGCCCAACGCCAGCGAGGCCGAGUGCAACAUGGAAUGCAAGGGAGAGAGGAGCAACACCUGCGGCGGCGUCAACCGGCUCUCCGUCUACCGCCUGGAGCUGGCCCAGGAAUCUGCACGCAGGUAUGGAAGUGCGAUAUUCCGGGGGUGUUUCCGCCGGCCAGAAAACGUUUCCAUCGCUCUGCCUGCCAGCCAGCUCAUGCUCAACAUGUCCGUGGAUAAAUGUGUGGAUUUCUGCACAGAGAAGGAAUUCCCCCUGGCAGCGCUGGCAGGCACCACGUGCCGCUGUGGCUUUCCCAGCACGCUGUUCCCGCUGCACGAGCGCGAGGAUGAGCAGCUCUGCGCCCACAAAUGCGCCGCCGAGGAGUUCGAGAGCUGCGGCUCCGCCGAGUUCCUGCUGGUCUACCAGACACAAGUGCAGGACAAUCGCUGCAUGGACAGGAGGUUCCUGCCCAGCCGUGCCAAGCAGUUGGUGGCCCUGGCCAGCUUUCCUGGAGCUGGCAACACCUGGGCCAGGCACCUGAUCGAGUUGGCCACCGGCUUCUACACCGGCAGCUACUACUUUGAUGGCUCCCUGUACAACAAAGGAUUCAAGGGCGAGCGGGAUCACUGGAGGAGUGGCAGGACCAUUUGCAUCAAGACCCACGAGAGUGGGCAGAAGGAGAUCGAGUCCUUCGACUCAGCCAUCCUGCUGAUCCGCAACCCCUACAAGGCCCUGAUGGCCGAGUUCAACCGCAAGUACGGGGGGCACAUCGGCUUCGCCGCCCACGCCCACUGGAAGGGCAAAGAGUGGCCAGAGUUUGUGGCCAACUACGCGCCGUGGUGGGCGACCCACACGCUGGACUGGCUGCGCUUCGGGAAGAAGGUGCUGGUGGUGCACUUCGAGGACCUGAAACGCGACCUGUUCGUGCAGCUGCAGAGGAUGGUGGCGCUGCUGGGCGUCACAGCCUGCGAGGACAGGCUGCUGUGCGUGGAGGGACAGAAGGACGGCAACUUCAAGCGCUCUGGCCUGAGGAAAUUGGAGUACGACCCCUACACGCCCGAGAUGAGGAAGACAAUCAGCGCCUACAUCCGAACCGUGGACGCGGCGCUGAAGCUGCGCAACCUCUCGGGGGUUCCUGAGGAUUAUUACCCCAGAUGAUGGUGACCCUGUGUGCCCAGGGGUGUCCUCCUGGCGGCUUCUGGCUGAUUCCACCCAGUGGGUGGCUCCUCUUUUCACCCUCCGUGCGCUGCUGUAGCUGUUGGUCUCUCCCUGCAUGAGCCGCCACAGGUCCCCAGCUACCGCUCGGCUUUUUUUU
Messenger RNA from Ficedula albicollis (Collared flycatcher), 2342 nucleotides. It is a transcript of the gene WSCD2, whose product is annotated as WSC domain containing 2. Lineage: Eukaryota; Metazoa; Chordata; Aves; Passeriformes; Muscicapidae. The transcript has 8 exons. Bases 494 to 2185 code for a protein of 563 amino acids. The record is from RefSeq and is a predicted model, not a curated record.